This is a messenger RNA of Chinchilla lanigera (long-tailed chinchilla), 591 nucleotides long. Its product is annotated as brain acid soluble protein 1-like. The coding region runs from base 1 to 591 and encodes 196 amino acids. NCBI's taxonomy places the organism in Eukaryota, Metazoa, Chordata, Mammalia, Rodentia, Chinchillidae. The transcript is spliced from 3 exons. The record is from RefSeq and is a predicted model, not a curated record.
AUGGUAAAAGGUGAUACCUGUGCUGAUCGGGCCGGUACCAGUCAGACACUGUCUUUCCCAAGUUUCAGAGGACUACAGGAUGCCCCUGAUGCUUCAGAGGACAAAAGUGCACUCCCACAGGGAAGUUCCAAGGAGUUCAUCUGCUCGUCAGAGAGAGGGAAAGGGGAAAGGGAGAGGGGCAGAGGCGAUCGGGGGGCUGCAGCCCUCGAGGAGCGUGGGGAGCGCGCGCCCCAAGGACGGGACACCUCGGCGGAGAGGCAGCCUGGCCUGGCCGGAGCGGCGGGAGCGCAUGUAUUUGCCCGGGGGCGCAGCGGCGCAAAGCGGGGGGACGCGAAUCUUCGGCGGAGGGGCCGGCCGGAAGGCGAGCGCGUGGGGGCAGCUGAUCCCCCGAAAUCCUCGAGGGGGGCGCAGCGGCGGAGGGAAGCGAUCGACGACGUGAAAGGAGACUUUUUUUUUUUUUUGGUGGCGGUGGCUGUGGGGCGCCUUGCAAAAAUGAAGGAUGCGGGACGCAGCUCCUUCUCGGAGCCCGACGCAGCGGAUGCACUGACGGCGCCGGAGAGAAGCAAGAACGAAGCUUUUUCUGGAUCUUAA